UGGUAGGAUCGGAGAAGCUUAAAUGGGGCGGGAGUCGAAAACAAUUAUAGCCCCCGACGAGUUUGUCGCAAGCUGAGUGAGAGGCUCCACGAGCGGCUGGAGAAGAAAAUCCCGGGGAUGAGGUUUCAAUGUCGUACAAGACGAAGAAAAGGGAAACUCGCGUGGGAAAAGCUGCUUCUCUCCUUUGAGAUUUGGUGUUUAUGCGCGUAUGUAUGUAUGCGUGCGUAUUAUCGACCGGGAUCAAUGUGGGGGGACCACAAUGACAGAGAGAACGUGAAGUGGAAGGAGGAGGAAAGCGAAGGAGUGAGUUACUCUGCCACUUUGGUCGCUGCCGUGGAAUGCAGGAAUGUGGUGUCGGAUCGGAUCCCGGAGAAAAAAAAAAGAAGGGAUUUGACUCGUGGGUGGUGAUCUUUAAGAAUGAUAAUAAUAAUGAUGAUUAUUAUCGGUCAGAUGGUGCUGUGUCAGAUUUGGUCUGCAAUGUCAUGUAAUGCAAUGCACUACAGUAUGCGUGUCUGUCUCUUGCCCUCGGACUCCGUCGGUGAUGAGUAGUCAGAGGGAAGCCGUUAUCGGUCGGAUGA
Molecule: messenger RNA, 578 nt
Organism: Xylona heveae TC161
Lineage: Eukaryota; Fungi; Ascomycota; Xylonomycetes; Xylonales; Xylonaceae
Exons: 1
Coding region: 118-408 (96 amino acids)
Source: RefSeq, a predicted model, not a curated record